Molecule: messenger RNA, 1628 nt
Organism: Pelmatolapia mariae (spotted tilapia)
Lineage: Eukaryota; Metazoa; Chordata; Actinopteri; Cichliformes; Cichlidae
Gene: pdia5
Product: protein disulfide isomerase family A, member 5
Exons: 17
Coding region: 28-1614 (528 amino acids)
Biological process (GO): protein folding
Cellular component (GO): endoplasmic reticulum
Molecular function (GO): protein disulfide isomerase activity
Source: RefSeq, a predicted model, not a curated record
UGCGUAUCCAGACGUGGCAACGGCAUCAUGGCCUCUUGGAAUCGCUACGGGAGUCGGAUGAGAGAGGCGAAAAUGUUAACGUUGGUGUUGCUGGUGUGGCUCCUGUCGGUGCUGGAGGCAGUGAAGGUGUCUCCUCUCAUAGAGAAAGUCAGUGACCACAAAGACUUCAAGAAGCUGCUCAGGACGAGAACAAAUGUUCUGGUGCUCUACACGGAAACAGCUACAUCAGGGGACUCCCACCUGAAACUGCUUUCUGAUGUCGCCCAGACGGUGAAGGGCCAAGGGACUAUCGCCUGGGUCAACUGUGGAGAUUCAGAGGGCCGGAAGCUGUGUAAGAAAGUGAAGGUGGACCCGAGCUCCAAACGUGGAAGAGCAGAGCUGCUGCAUUACAAAGAUGGGACAUUCCACACAGAGUACAGCAGGCCUGCUACUUUCAAGUCGAUGGUAGCGUUUUUGAAAGACCCAUCGGGGCCCCCACUGUGGGAGGAGAACCCUGAGGCUAAAGAUGUCGUCCACAUAGAGACAGAAAAAGACUUCAGGAAGCUGCUGAAGAAAGAAGAGAGGCCGGUCCUCAUGAUGUUCUAUGCUCCCUGGUGCGGCGUUUGUAAGAGAAUGCAGCCCAUUUUUCAGCAAGCGGCCACGGAGACAAAAGGGAAAUAUGUCCUAGCAGGAAUGAAUGUGCACCCAGCUGAGUUCGACGGCCUCAAGCAGGAGUACGGCGUCAAAGGCUACCCAACCUUCUGCUACUUUGAGAAGGGGAAGUUCCUUCACCACUACGAGAACUACGGCGCCACAGCCAAGGACAUUGCAGACUGGUUGAAGAAUCCUCAGCCCCCCCAGCCGAAGACCCCUGAAGUCCCCUGGUCAGAGACAGACUCCGCGGUCUUCCACCUGUCCGAUGAGUCCUUUGACAGCUUCCUGGAGGAACAUCCUGCUGCCCUGGUCAUGUUUUACGCCCCUUGGUGUGGCCACUGCAAGAAAAUGAAGCCAGAGUACGAUGAAGCUGCUGAAAUACUUAACAAGGGUGCAGAUAGUCCGGGUGUUUUGGCAGCAGUGGAUGCCACGGUGCAUAAGGCUGUGUCGGAACGCUUCAAGAUCUCUGGUUUCCCAACGGUUAAGUACUUCGAGAAAGGUGAAGAGAAGUACACUCUGCCACAGCUGCGAAACAAAGACAAGAUCAUCGAGUUCAUGCACAAUCCACAGGCGCCUCCUCCACCAGAGCAGUCUUGGGAGGAGAAACCCUCCAGCGUCAGCCAUCUUGGGUCGGAGGAUUUCCGAGAGGCUCUGAAGAAGAAAAAGCACGCUCUGGUCAUGUUCUACGCUCCCUGGUGUCCACACUGUAAAAACGCUGUCCCCCACUUCACCACCGCAGCAGAGCUCUUCAAAGAGGAUCGCAAGAUUGUGUACGCAGCUGUGGACUGCACUAAAGGACAGAACCAUGAGCUUUGCAAGCAGGAAGGGGUGGAGGGCUACCCAACAUUCAACUACUACAACUAUGGCAAGUUUGUGGAGAAGUACAAUGGAGAUCGAGGGGAGGCAGGCUUCACGGGUUUCAUGCGCAGCCUAAGAGGACGCGACCAGGAGAAGGUUGUCAAGAGGAAGGAGGAGCUCUGAGAGAAGCAUGCGGG